Molecule: messenger RNA, 740 nt
Organism: Drosophila ananassae
Lineage: Eukaryota; Metazoa; Arthropoda; Insecta; Diptera; Drosophilidae
Exons: 2
Coding region: 58-663 (201 amino acids)
Source: RefSeq, a predicted model, not a curated record
AUCAAUUAGCCACUCGCCGCCUGGCACUCGUUUCGAAACGGCGUCGUUGAUUCCGCGAUGGCAUUCAAGAUCUGCGUCCAAAUGGAAGCGUUACGUUUAUUGGGGAGAUCGGAGACCCGCUGUCGCCUCUACUGGGUCUUGGCGUUGUUGUUUUUUUUCACCAACUCGGGCUACUCGGAGGCCGGUGGAAUUAUGGACUAUCUGACACUCUCGCCGGAUCUGAAUCUCGACGAAUGUCAUGAGGAGUUCACCGAGGCGUGUGCCAAUGCCUCGCUGGCCUACUCAGAUGCCUUCGAAAUGUGUGAACUAAAUGCCAAUGAAACCACCAUAAAUCUGGAGGUGGAUGUGGAACUGGAGCGACUACAGAUCGAGCUGGGAUCCAGUUCCGUGUGCGGAAAUCUGCAAAUCUGCGAUACACUUGUUGAUGAUCUGCAAUAUUUUCAGUGCAUAAGUGAAAACGGAAAUCGUAAUCUGGAAAUUUUAACUGAAAUUAAUUACAAUGCGACAAGUGCAUAUACUCGUCUUCAAGAAGAUUACGAUGCACUGCAUCGGAGUUUUCUACUGUGCAGCCUGGAGGCUCAAAAAAACUAUAUGGAGGCUUUAAAAAGGGCGCACAAUGAACUCACAGAGUGUCGUUUGGAAAUCGAUGAAUUUAUUGAGUAAAGCCCAUUUAUCGGUUGCCAUGUAGUUAGAUAAUAAGCGGGUAAAUAAACACCAUUAACUGCAAUGCGGAAACUAUA